AUACAGAGAAAAUACACCANAAAAGCACCUUCAAUCGGCAGCCCCACUUUACCACUUCCUGCUUUAUUUUUCUCUUCACCUUCCAUUCUCAGUAUAAACCUCGAAAAUCAUCUGAAAAUAAUUUGAAAUCCGUCAACGCAUUAGGCAAGGUUUCCAUAUACAGCUUGCUCGCAGCCGCCAGAAAGUGAUUAGAAGCUUACAGCUUGGUUAAAAGGAGGGGAGAAAGAGGAAAUAUUAUAUUUUUCUUUUGUUUUUCUCUUUUGUUUCAGGUAUGGAAUCAAGCAUCGAGUGCAUAUCAACCGUUGAUGGGGUGGAUGAAGACGAGAUCUCCAGCGUCCACCCAUUUUCUCUGUUCACAUCCCCAAAGCCAUCUCACAACAACAAUAAUCCAGCCACGAGUGUUCACGAGCUUCUUGAAUGCCCAGUUUGUACUAAUUCUAUGUACCCUCCCAUACAUCAGUGUCACAACGGGCAUACCCUCUGUUCCACAUGUAAAAUUAGGGUCCACAAUAGGUGCCCGACUUGCAGACAAGAACUAGGUGACAUAAGAUGUUUGGCGUUAGAAAAAGUGGCUGAAUCACUCGAGCUCCCCUGCAAAUACUGCUCCAUUGGAUGCCCAGAGAUCUUCCCUUAUUACAGUAAGUUAAAACACGAGGCCCUUUGCAAUUUUAGGCCCUACAGUUGCCCUUAUGCUGGAUCUGAGUGCUCGGUUGUUGGUGACAUUCCGUAUCUCGUCACUCAUUUGAGAGAUGAUCAUAAAGUGGAUAUGCAUUCCGGAUGCACAUUCAAUCACCGUUAUGUUAAAUCGAACCCUAGGGAUGUGGAGAAUGCUACGUGGAUGCUGACCGUUUUCCAUUGUUUCGGACAGUAUUUUUGUCUCCAUUUCGAGGCAUUCCAACUAGGGAUGGCCCCAGUUUACAUGGCUUUCCUCCGAUUCAUGGGGGACGAAAUGGAGGCUCGUGACUACAGCUACAGCCUAGAAGUUGGGGGAAAUGGCAGGAAGCUUGUAUGGGAAGGAACCCCAAGGAGCAUUAGGGAUAGCCACAGGAAAGUUAGGGACAGUCAUGAUGGGCUCAUUAUACAGCGUAAUAUGGCUCUCUUUUUCUCUGGUGGGGACAGGAAAGAGCUCAAGCUUCGUGUGACGGGCAGGAUUUGGAAGGAGCAGCAAGGCCCAGAUGGAGCUUGCGUGCCCAAUCUCUGUAGUUGAGAGGCUGCUGUUAAGACUUUUUUUUUUUUUGGGAUUUGUUUGGAAAACCUUUUUUUGUUAUUUAAAAUGUGAUGUUCGUUCGUCAAGUGGUGUUGGGUUUGCUUACGUAAUGUUUUGCGGUCGGUGUUGGAUGGACAGGUCUUUGUUUGUUGCUGUACUGAAAUUGCUCAGAUUUGUGUGGUUAACAGGUAUAUAUAUUGAGUUGCUGGAGAAGAAAAGAAUUUGAAGUACUAGAGUCUUGACAGAAGGAUUGAGGUGUUUCCCGCCUUUUUUUCUUCUAAAUGAGUAAACUUGAAAUGCAACUUAAACUUUGAUCA
Striga asiatica is the source of this 1524-nucleotide messenger RNA. The record is from the annotation of a GenBank genome assembly. NCBI's taxonomy places the organism in Eukaryota, Viridiplantae, Streptophyta, Magnoliopsida, Lamiales, Orobanchaceae.